Messenger RNA from Marasmius oreades (fairy-ring Marasmius), 1452 nucleotides. RefSeq lists its product as uncharacterized. The record is from RefSeq and is a predicted model, not a curated record. The transcript is spliced from 6 exons. Gene Ontology annotation, biological process: COPI coating of Golgi vesicle. The coding region runs from base 1 to 1452 and encodes 483 amino acids. Gene Ontology annotation, molecular function: GTPase activator activity. NCBI's taxonomy places the organism in Eukaryota, Fungi, Basidiomycota, Agaricomycetes, Agaricales, Marasmiaceae.
AUGGCAGAGCCUACCAAGCAAGAAACCGAAGCCGUCUUCAAAGUUCUCAAAUCGCAGAGGGGAAACAAGUCUUGCUUCGACUGUAACGCACGAAAUCCGACAUGGUCCAGCGUAACAUUCGGCGUCUACAUCUGCCUCGACUGCUCGAGUAAUCAUCGCAACAUGGGCGUGCAUAUCUCGUUUGUCAGAUCAACAAAUCUAGAUUCAUGGCAGCUCGUCCAACUGCGGAACAUGAAGGUCGGUGGGAACCAGUCGGCCACAGAGUUCUUCACAAAACACGGAGGACCUUCGUUAUCGAACGAGACGGAUUCGAAAAAGAAGUACACCAGCAGGGCUGCCGAACUGUACAAGGAAGAGUUGGCGAAGAGGGUUAGAGACGACGUUCUGAAGUACCCCAAGGGCAUCUUCAUUGAAGGUGCAGCAGCUGCCCCAAUCACAUCGCCAAAGGAACAAGAAGACGACUUCUUCGAGACCUGGUCGAAACCUUCGACACCCAAGCCAUCGCAGCCGACCACCCCUAGAGUCUUAACGCCACCAAUUGUCGGACGCACGCCUUCACCUGCCACUACUCCAGCGACUACUCCUUCAUCGCCGCCGUCAAGUACGACAACGUCUGUACCUCGUACAACGACGUCCUCAGCCGCAGCUCGUGCAGCUAAGCUAGGUGGAGCAUCUCGUCUCGCCGCUUCUGGAAGUACUGGUAGUGCCUCUACAACAGGCGCUAAGAAAUCCAAGCUGGGUUUAGGAGCGGCGAAAGUCGCUAAACCCAUCGAUUUUGAGGAGGCGGAGAGGAAGGCACGCGAGGAAGAGGAGAGGAUUCGACAGUUGGGGUACGAUAGGCAACGGGAGGAGGAGGAAGAGAAAGUGAGGAAAGCAGCCGAGGACAAGUUGAAGGCGCUUGAGAUUGGGGCAAAGGUGACUAGUGCAGCCACUACUGCAACCAAUGGCACGAAGGCUGGUGCUGCUGUUCCCGCGCCAUUCCCGAGGUUUGGGUUCGGUGCUAUUCCAGGAGCUGGAGCUGCUGCUGCCACCGCUAUGGCCGCAGCUUCGUCGUCUUCGAAAGCCAGUUCGAUCCCAGAUGGGUCGCCCACUACUGCACGAGACAAAUUCGGAAGCCAGAAGGCAAUCUCUUCUGAUAUGUACUUCGGUCGAGGCUCGUACGAUCCUCAAGCUGUAUCCGAAGCACAGACACGGCUGCAGUCGUUCCAAGGCGCCUCUUCAAUUUCAUCCAGUCAGUACUUUGGACGAGACGAAGAAGAAGAGAUGGCUAUGCGCGCAAGAGGCGGAGAGUCGAUAUUGGGUGAUGGAAGCUUAGCGGGUUUCGAGUCAGCUGCUAGGGACGCGGUUGCGAGGUUUGUGGCCAAUCCCGAAGUGCAGAACGCGGCAGAUAAUAUACGAUCCGGCGCGUUAAAGCUGUCUGAUUACCUCGCGCAAAUGUCAGAAGGAAGAUGA